This is a messenger RNA of Triplophysa dalaica, 3533 nucleotides long. It is a transcript of the gene dnajc16, whose product is annotated as DnaJ (Hsp40) homolog, subfamily C, member 16. The coding region runs from base 540 to 2834 and encodes 764 amino acids. The record is from RefSeq and is a predicted model, not a curated record. The transcript is spliced from 15 exons. Lineage: Eukaryota; Metazoa; Chordata; Actinopteri; Cypriniformes; Nemacheilidae.
GUGUGUGUGUGUGUUGUACGUCAGUGUUCAACAGUAGCAGACAGUAAUAUGAUGUGUAUACUGGAUAAUAUUAACGCGCUCGUGUCGUGGUGAAUGAACACUUCAUUCAGAUGAAUGGAUGAACUGCGAUAAGCAUUAGAUGCGGUAUAUUCUUCAUUCAUUCACGACUCGUCUCAUUCUAACGCACUAUUCACGAUAUGCACGAGCUAAGCUGGCUAACAGGCUAGCAACAAACGUAUUGCAUUCGCCAGAUGUCAUUUUAACGGCAUGUGAUGUUUUAUUAUUACCCGUUCUGCACAUUUUAAUGUCUUUUACUCACCUGGCAUUGUGACCUUGCGCUUCACGUCACGUCACGUUUUUUGCAUCAGUCUGCCCGCGCGUGAUCAUGUGUCACUGCCAUCCAUUACAAACUUCGGUGUUUGCAUGACAGCUGUGAGUGUCCGCUUGUUUAUCAUCAAAUAAUGUGUAAUCAAAAAUAUUAAAUGAGAUUGUCUUAGGUUGGACAUCACUUUUGUCUGUAGGCAUCAGAACACAAGAUCAUGAUGAGAUUGACAGCGGUUUUAUCCUCUGUGAUGAUGAUCUGCAUGCUCCUGAUGGAUUCUGAAGUGGACAGCACUGCAGAAUUUGAUCCAUAUAAGGUUCUAGGGGUAACAAGAAGUGCAAGCCAAGCAGAAAUCAAGAAAGUUUAUAAACGCCUGGCCAAAGAAUGGCAUCCAGACAAAAAUAAAAACCCAGACGCAGAAGAUACGUUUAUUAAGAUAACAAAAUCUUAUGAGAUCCUGUCGAAUGAGGAGAAAAGAGCCAGUUACGAUCGCUACGGAUCAACGAAUAACGCUUAUUCUUACGGUCACCGCCACUUUCACAACAACUUUUAUGAUGAAUCUUAUUUCCACUUCAACAACAACGGUGGCCGGGACCCUACUGACAGCAAGUACACGAUAAACUUCAAUCAGUAUGUCAGUGAAGUGGUGCCUGAGAGCUUCAAGAGGCCUUACUUGAUCAAGAUCACUUCAGACUGGUGCUUGAGCUGCAUCCAUAUCGAACCAGUCUGGAAAGAAACUGUGCAGGAACUGGAAUCUCUCGGGAUUGGGAUUGGUGUGGUUGAUAUUGGUUACGAGCGCCAUCUAGCCAACCACUUGGGUGCCCAUCAGACUCCAUCCGUUCUUGGUGUCAUCAAUGGGAAAGUGACUUUCUUCCACUAUGCUGUUAUGAAGACGCACCUGAUGCAAUUUGUAGAAGAUUUGCUGCCCCAAAGGCUGGUGGAGAAGGUCACAGACAAGAACAACCAAGAGUUUCUGAACAGUUGGCAUGAGCUGAAUAAGCCACAUGUUCUUCUGUUUGACCAAGUGCCUUCAGUUCCACUUCUUUUUAAGAUCACAGCGUUUGCCUAUAAGGAUUACUUUCAGUUUGGAUAUGUGGAUCAGGGACUGUCUGAAACUGCUGAACUGCUGAGAAGAUUCAACAUUAACACAUAUGCUCCGACUAUGCUCGUCUUCAAAGAGGAUGUGGAGAAGCCUGCAGAUAUUAUACAGGUAGACAUGAUGAAGAAACAGAUCAUAGAUGACUUCAUCUCCAACAACAAGUUCCUUCUAGCCCCUCGACUGGUCAACCAGAAGCUAUUUGAUGAGCUUUGUCCCAUCAAACAGUUCCAUCGACGACGGAAGUAUUGUGUAAUACUUUUCACCGAAGAGAACUUUGCCACGGGAAAUGAAGCUUUUCUCUCUCUAGCGUCUGUCAACGCCAAUGACGUGCUGCGCUUCACUUAUGUCUACCAGAGACAUCAACAGCCACUAUGUGACGUUCUCUUGAAAAACAAAGACAGCGCACCAAAGGUGUUUAUUCUGGAGCGGCGUAACAGUGCUGGUAAAGUUCUUUAUAAGCCGCUUGUGGGAGGAUGGAACGGCAAUGAAGACGACAAACACAAGCUUUUGGAGGAACUAGACAGACUGCAGAAAGAUCCUUCUAUACUCAACUAUGAUGCCAUUCUUCCAGAGCUCAACAACGAAUUCGCCUCUAUGUUCAUAAUCAAAUGGAUUUACGCUGCAUGCGACUACUUGACGGACAUGAUUGACGAUCUUCUUCACAAUAAUUGGCGUGAUAUGAUUCCACUUCUUUCUUUGAUCUUCUCCGCACUCUUCAUUUUAUUUGGCACUGUGGUCAUUCAGGCAUUCAAUGAUUCAAGUGAAGAAAAACACCCUAAAUCAAAAGCUAAAGAUGCAUCUAAAACUGAAAACGGUUCACCAAACACCUCAAGUCGCCCACCGAAGAAGAGCUUUGUGGAAGUGACGGAGUUAACAGAUAUCACAUACACCAGUAACUUGGUGAAGCUGAGGCCGGGUCAUAUGAACGUGGUUCUGGUUCUUACCGAUGCCACGAGGAACAUCCUACUUAGCAAGUUUGCCAAGGAAGUUUAUUCAUUCACUGGGAGCUUGACUCUACACUUUUCCUUCUUGAAUGUGGAUAAACACAGUGAGUGGAUAGUGGCCGUGCUGGAGUACGCUCAGGAUGCCAUGCAAAUCGACACAGAUGAGGACGAUUUGAGCAGCCGCAAAAUAGACUACACAGGUUAUGUUCUGGCCCUCAAUGGCCACAAGAAGUACCUGUGUCUUUUCAAGCCAGUGUACACGGGCGAGGACGUGGACAGCAAGCCCGAAGAGGAGGGAGGAGGUUCAAGGUCUAGAAAGGGCAUGACAAGUUCUCGCUCCACAACUCUACAGAUCCAUCACAAACUGGAUCGACUCGGGCUGUGGAUGGAGCGACUGAUGGAGGGGACGCUGCCACGGUACUACGUCCCAGCAUGGCCCGGUCUGGACAAGAUUACUGUGAAUAAAUAAAGAAAACAGGUACAGUAUGCUUUUGUUACAGCUUACAACUUUUCUGGUUUUAAAGUGAAAGGUCUUGGUGAAACCGGGCUUAAUGCUGCUCCAAGCGCAACUGUAACCAAGGCAGUUAUAAGGUAAAUAAACACUUGUGGCAGUGCUGCUAAUGUCAUCAUAUGGAGAACUGUCUUUCUGAAUUGAUGUACUACUUGAAUCGACAAUUGACACUGUUUUUCACUUCAUGAAAAUAUUUUGCCAAUGUAGCUGCUUCUAUGGAGGCCUUUAGGUCUUCAAUAGUUAUCUCAAAGGCUGUUGUUUUGAAGGCUGGCGUGUCUUUGAAUUUUCCAUUUUACGCUUUAAAAAUGCUUCCGUUCUAUGAACAUUGCAACAUGCUCAGAAUACUGUAGCAUACAAAAUGUAGCAUAACUUUGCUACGUUUGCUCAUGACAAUACUGUGAAUUUUAAGUUUUACAAAGUUUAAAUGCCAAAUGCCAUUCUGAUUUAACCCCCAUUUUAAAAGUGCAAUAACUUAAAUGUCUGACUUUUAAUGUUUUCUGAAAAGAAAACGUUAGAAUUUUUAAGUUUCAAUCAGUUCUUUGAUUUUGUUGUUGUUGUUGUUUUAUGCCACUUGUUGUUGAUACCUGUGAUAGAAACUAUAUAUCACAAACGAUAUAUCACAGAAAAUAUGUUGUUAGAAUAAAAUUUUAUCCUCCA